Molecule: messenger RNA, 2178 nt
Organism: Closterium sp. Naga37s-1
Lineage: Eukaryota; Viridiplantae; Streptophyta; Zygnematophyceae; Desmidiales; Closteriaceae
Source: the annotation of a GenBank genome assembly
AUGAACUUCUUCAGGCGGAAAGCGCAGGUUCAGCCGGCACCGGACCGCGAGCCCCAGAAUCCGUCACCUGCCGGGAAACCCGGCGCAAUUGUCGGCACUGAGCGGUCCGAUGGCGGCGCAAGCGGCGGCGGGAAGCUCGCCGCGAUUGGCGGCGCGACGGACGGCGUGGUUCGCGCUGUGUCGAGCGAUUGGAUGGGCCGGCCGGACCUCAAGGGGGAAGAGCACGUGCAUAUCCACGUGCCGGGGACGCUCGGGGUCUUGGCUCGGCCCAAUGCUACCCUGGCGGAGAUCUGGGAGGCUCGGCCGGACCUGCUAGGCUCGGGGCGGCGGUAUUUCCUGACCACGCGGCUUCGGGGGGAGACGGGGGGGGGCAAGGGGGGCGCGGGGGCCCGCGGAGGCGGAGCGGGUGGGGUGGAGCGCGCGAGUGCUAAGGUUGAGGUGCUGUUUCGGGGGGGAGACAGACUGAGGGCGGGUCUGAGGCUGGGCGGGGGGGAGGUGGAGGUGCUGUUUGGAGGGGGAGACAGGCGGAGAGCGGGGCAGAGAUGGGCAGGCGCACUACUGGCUGGGUUUGCUGGAAUAGUGUGUGAUGGCCGCGUGGAGGAGGUCCCAGGAGGCACCACGCUGCAGCAGCUGUGGCGGCGGCACCCCACCCUGCAACCAGCACUAAUAUGCUUGUGCCUCCUUCCCUCCCUCUUCUCCUGCUCCCCAGCAUGUGACGGCCGUACCGAAGAGGUCCCAGGAGGCACCACGCUGCAGCAGCUGUGGCGGCGGCACCCCUCUCUCUGCGACGGCCGCCGCUACUUCCUCGUCACUCACCCUCACACGAGCAAUCAUGCUCACACAAGCACCGCUGCUGCUGCCGCUGCUACUCGUGGUGGUGGUGGUGGUGGUGGUGCCAGCGCGGCUGCUAAUCCCGGUGCUGCGGAUGAUGCUGAUGUGCUGUUUCGCCCUCAGGACGUGUUACAGGCAGGGGCUUGUUACCGCGCUGAGCCGGUUAGAGGACCGCUAGCCUCGAUGCUGGCAGGGGUGCCUCAAGGCACAGCGGCUCUGUCUCAAGACCCCACUCCACCGCUCUCAACCGCCACCAUAGAGCUCCCAGACGGCAGCACGCGGGACGUGGAGGCAGGGUUGACUCUCAGGGAGGUGCAUCGCAAGCUGUCGGACCACUGCGGCCGGCUGGCAAAGCUCGUCCUGCUCCCUGCUGCGGGCGGCAAUAGCACAGAGGGUGGUGGUGCUGCCGAUGGUGGUGAUGGUGCUGGUGGUGCUGCCAGUGCUGCCGGUGGUGGUGCUGCGUCAACUGCUGCGUCUGCUGGUGCUCUCAGUGAUGCCGGUGCGACCACUGGUGCUUCUGCUGAUGGCAGCAAAUCUCAAAGCAAUAGCAACAGCAACAGCAACAGCAACAGCAACAGCAGCAGCAACAGUGUCACCAAGAGAUCCCUGCGGCUGCAUGAGAACGAUCCAGAGGUGCUGCUGCUGCCGCACGACACGGUCAAGGCGGGUCGGCGCUACAAGGCUCAGAUAUUCUACCCCCAGCGCACGCCAGACAAUUCUCCCCUGCACCACCUCCCCUCCUUUGCCACGCCCUCGUUCAACGCUCCUUCCCCCCUCGCCUCCUCCCCGCCUCCCACCUUGAAGCUUGAUCCGCUCUUCGCCGCUGCUGGCGCUGCUACAGCUGCUGCUGCUGCUGGUGUUGCUACUGCUGGUGCGGCUGGUGGGAGUUUCAAGGUUCGCCCACCGCACUCUCCGCUUCGCCCCUCUGUCGCUCGCUCACAUUCCUCCGACAAUCCAUCGCCAGAACUCCGCGCUGCUGCUGCUCCUGUUAUCGGAGCUGCUCCUAUCGAGUACAGAAUCGCUGGUUACACUGUCUCUGGUAACACGGUCAUGGCUCCCUUUGCUGAAACUGGUCCUGCUGCUGCCGCCGCUGCUGCUGCUGCUGGUAACCAGGUUUCCCUGGCUAGUGUUACACGCUCUCACACAGUUGGGCAGCCGGGCAAAUGGGGAGGAAGCAACGAAAUUCCAAAGGACCCCUCUGCAACCACUAGUACCACUGCCUCUGCUGCGUUGGGGGAGAAGGCAAGGUGGGAGGGUCAGGCUGAAUUGCUGCAGCAGGGAGAAAAUCAGGGCCAGAGUGGGAUAUUCCAAGGUGCCCUUGGGAAAUUCUCACAGUUUUUCAAGUGA